GACAGACUUAGAGAGAGAAGCGUCAGAGGUUUUCUCUGAUGGAGGAGAGAGACCGAGGCAGAUGUCGGUGGCCGGAGGAGCUCCGAUACGGCGGCGAACGUCGACGGUGCAGAAGACAAAGUUGAAGAUCACGUCACGUUGACUUCAAUUCUUUUGAUGGAGUUCGCUUCUUCUUCAUCAUCAUCAUCGUCCUUAUACUUCAAUUCAGAACCUCGUUUCAUAUACGAUGUGUUCAUCAACUUUGGAGGAGAAGAUAUCGGUAGAAGGUUCGUUUCUCAUCUCCAUUCUGCACUUUUACAAGCUCAACUCAAAACUUUAAUUAACGAAGAGAAUCUGCCGGAGGGACUGGAGCUGGACGAUCAGAUAGGAGCAAUAGGAGGAGCUAAGAUUACGAUAAUUGUUUUCUCCAAAUCAUACACUGAAUCUACCUGCUCUCUUCGUCAUCUUGAAAAAAUCAUUGAAUGCCACGAAACUUUUGGUCAAAUAGUUCUGCCCGUUUUCUACGAGAUUGACCCAUUGGAUGUACGUCAUCAGAAGGAUGAUUUUGGAAAAGCGUUGGAAGAAACUGCACACAGAUGCUAUUCAGGAGAACAACUGGAACAUGCGCUGUCCAGGUGGAGCAGUGCACUCAAUAGAGUUGCAGGGAUCACGGGUUGGGAUGUCAGAGAUUUCAGGCAUGAUGCUGAACUUGUGAAGGUAAUUGUUGACAGCGUUCGGAGAUUACUGGACCACAUAGACUGGUAUAUUAAUCAAUUUCCUCUUGGAUUAGAUUCCAUCUGGGAAGACGAGAUUGAAUCUACUGAAAAUCAAUCCACCGAAGUCAUAGGGAUAUUUGGAAUAGGAGGAUUGGGUAAAACAACCCUAGCCAUGAAAAUCUAUCGAAUUGAGUUCAUUGGUGGAAAGCUAGUGGAUUGGAACUAUGACGCAAAAGUGAGCGGAUGGCUAAAGAAACCGGGGAAGAGGAGUCGAUUAUGUCUUCAGGAUGAUGUAAAAGAUGUACUGGAAGAGAAUAUUGAGACAGAAGCUAUCGAGGGAUUGUCUCCGAAACUGCAUUCCAGCAGUAGAGAUUGCUUGGAAGCUCAUACUUUCAAGAAAUUGAAGAGACUAAGACUGCUACUCAGUGCAGAUUAUGGGCAAAUUUCUAAACAACUGAGAGAGUUUCCUUAUAAAUACAUGCCAAAUAACUUUCAUUUGGAAAAUGCCAUUGCACUUUGAUUUCAAGCAUAAUCGUCUCCAACUCGUCUGGAACAACGCCGGGUUUUAGGGUGGUUAAAAUUCGUUAAUCUUAGUCACUCCAAUAUAUGAUAGAAACACCUAACUUUUCAGGACUACCAAGUCUUAAAGAGCUCAUUCUAAAACAUUGUCCAAGUUUGGACAAAGGACACCAAUGUAUUGGUGAUCUCUCCAAUAUACUAGUGAUAAAUUUGAAGGAUUGCACAAGUCUAAACUAUCUCCCAAGAAAGAUAUAUAAGUUGAGAUCUUUAAAAACUUUCAUUUCGAAGCUUAGGCCCUUUAGAUAUAGCACAGGUGAAAUCCUUAUAAUUGCUGAAAAAAACACGACUGUGAAACAAUUUGAAAAAAACACAACUGUGAUCAAUUGUAAGCUAAAAAAAAU
Molecule: messenger RNA, 1615 nt
Organism: Vigna radiata var. radiata (mung bean)
Lineage: Eukaryota; Viridiplantae; Streptophyta; Magnoliopsida; Fabales; Fabaceae
Product: TMV resistance protein N
Exons: 6
Coding region: 157-1215 (352 amino acids)
Biological process (GO): defense response; signal transduction
Source: RefSeq, a predicted model, not a curated record